This is a messenger RNA of Mus musculus (house mouse), 5178 nucleotides long. RefSeq names its product F-box and leucine-rich repeat protein 5 (gene Fbxl5). The coding region runs from base 140 to 2212 and encodes 690 amino acids. Lineage: Eukaryota; Metazoa; Chordata; Mammalia; Rodentia; Muridae. Gene Ontology annotation, cellular component: nucleus; SCF ubiquitin ligase complex; perinuclear region of cytoplasm. Gene Ontology annotation, biological process: inorganic ion homeostasis; monoatomic cation homeostasis; SCF-dependent proteasomal ubiquitin-dependent protein catabolic process. Gene Ontology annotation, molecular function: iron ion binding. The transcript has 11 exons. The record is from RefSeq and is a predicted model, not a curated record.
GCCCCGCGGAACCGCCCGGGCGCGCGCGCCGACGGGGCGGGCGCAUGCGCAGGGGGGCGCGCCGCCUCUGCCCCGCGGCGAGGGUGUCUAUGGAGAGGCGGCGGCCGCGGCUGCUGAGGCGGACGCUGAGGCAGUGGCGAUGGCGCCCUUCCCCGAUGAAGUGGACGUCUUCACCGCCCCGCACUGGCGGAUGAAGCAGCUGGUGGGGCGCUACUGCGACAAGCUUUCUAAAACCAACUUUUCCAACAACAAUGACUUCCGUGCUCUUCUCCAGUCUUUAUAUGCUACUUUCAAGGAGUUUAAAAUGCAUGAACAAAUUGAAAAUGAAUACAUUAUCGGUUUACUUCAGCAGCGCAGUCAGACCAUAUAUAAUGUACACUCUGACAAUAAGCUCUCCGAGAUGCUGAGUCUCUUUGAAAAGGGGCUGAAGAAUGUCAAGAAUGAGUACGAACAGUUAAAUUAUGCAAAACAGCUGAAAGAGAGAUUGGAGGCUUUUACAAGAGAUUUUCUUCCUCACAUGAAAGAGGAAGAAGAGGUUUUUCAGCCCAUGUUAAUGGAAUAUUUUACCUACGAGGAGCUUAAAGAUAUCAAAAAGAAAGUGAUUGCACAGCACUGCUCACAGAAGGACACGGCAGAGCUCCUCAGAGGGCUCAGUCUGUGGAACCAAGCUGAGGAGCGACAGAAAGUUCUCAAGUACUCUGUGGAUGAGAAGGCAGAUACAGAAGCGGAAGUGUCAGAACACUCCACAGGUAUAACCCAUCUUCCUCCUGAGGUAAUGCUGUCCAUUUUCAGUUACCUUAAUCCUCAAGAAUUGUGUCGGUGUAGUCAAGUCAGUACUAAGUGGUCUCAGCUGGCAAAAACAGGAUCUUUGUGGAAACAUCUUUACCCUGUUCAUUGGGCAAGAGGUGACUGGUAUAGUGGUCCUGCCACUGAACUUGAUACUGAGCCUGAUGAGGAAUGGGUGAGAAAUAGGAAAGAUGAAAGUCGUGCUUUCCAGGAGUGGGAUGAAGAUGCCGAUAUAGAUGAAUCUGAAGAGUCUGCAGAGGAAUCGGUUGCUAUCAGCAUUGCACAAAUGGAAAAACGUGUACUCCAUGGCUUAAUUCAUAAUGUUCUGCCAUAUGUUGGUACCUCUGUAAAAACUUUAGUGUUAGCGUACAGCUCUGCAGUCUCCAGCAAAAUGGUUAGGCAGAUUUUAGAGCUUUGUCCUAACCUGGAACAUCUGGAUCUUACCCAGACCGACAUUUCUGAUUCUGCAUUUGACAGUUGGUCUUGGCUCGGUUGCUGCCAGAGUCUUCGGCAUCUUGAUCUGUCUGGAUGUGAAAAAAUCACAGACAUGGCUCUAGAGAAGAUUUCUAGAGCUCUUGGAGUUCUGACAUCUCAUCAGAGUGGCUUUCUGAAAAGUGCAGGCAAGGCUGCUUCAACUCCAUGGACAAGUAAAGACAUUACCAUGCCAUCCACCACGCAGUAUGCCUGUUUGCACAAUUUAACUGACAAAGGCAUUGGUGAAGAAAUAGACAACGAGCACUCUUGGACUGAACCUGUGUCUUCUGAAAGUUUGACUUCUCCUUAUGUGUGGAUGCUAGAUGCUGAAGAUUUGGCUGAUAUUGAAGAUGCUGUAGAGUGGAGACACAGAAAUGUUGAGAGUCUCUGUGUGAUGGAAACAGCCUCCAACUUUGGUUGUUCCUCAUCUGGUUGUUACAGUAAGGACAUUGUGGGAUUAAGGACUAGUGUCUGUUGGCAGCAGCAUUGUGCUUCUCCAGCCUUUGCAUAUUGUGGUCAUUCAUUCUGUUGUACAGGGACAGCUUUAAGAACUAUGACUACACUCCCAGCGACUUCUGCAAUGUGUAGAAAAGCAUUAAGGACUACAUUGCCCAGGGGGAAAGACUUAAUUUAUUUUGGGAGUGAAAAGUCUGACCAAGAGACUGGACGAGUACUUUUGUUCCUCAGUCUGUCUGGAUGUUACCAGAUCACAGACCAUGGUCUCAGGGCUCUGACUCUGGGAGGAGGGCUGCCUUACCUGGAGCACCUGAAUCUCUCUGGCUGUCUGACUGUAACUGGUGCAGGGCUGCAGGAUUUGGUCUCAGCGUGUCCUUCCCUAAAUGACGAAUACUUUUACUACUGUGACAACAUUAACGUGAGGCAGAAAUUUGCUAGGAAGAAGUCAGAUAUGCACAGGGCAGUGUGCUUUGACUUGUGUCAUGUGGGAGAAUAGCAUCCUUGACCAGAGGUGUCAGUGAGCCCUUUACUCUUUCCCUUAAAAACCAGGUGUGCACUUUUCUUUGAUGUGUCUGGCUUUGACUGUUUUCCUAAGCCACUGUGUAAUUCAGUAUAAUAUUCCUUCUUUAUCUUUCUGUCUCUAAGAAUAAAGGGCAUGUGUGUAGGCAGGGUAUAUGGAGUUGUGUAGUCCAGCUACUUGGGAAGCUAAGAUACAAAGAUGAACCUGCACCUUUGCAGCCAGCAUGGAAGACAGAAGAUCUUGUCUCUUAAAACAGAGACAAACAAAAAUGUGUGUGUGUUGUAUAAAUAUAGACAUGUAUGGCUUUUUAUUUGGAAAUUCAAAUUUUUCAUGUUUUCAGUAGUUGCUCAGAAUAGAAUUAUAUACUGAUAAAUGAUAGGUACAUUUAGCAUUAAUUAGAUUAAGGUUCAAGAGGUGGGUAGAGAUGAUGUGAGGCAGUGCUUGGGUAUUACAGAAAGGUAUCAGGUAUUUGAUGUUGAAGCAGUAAUAUGUGAUGGGUGGAGCCAAGCUUAUUAGCAAGGGAUGGGUGAGGAUUGGUGUGUAGGGAAGCUGGAAAUAUGUACAAGGAAAACUUGGCUAAAGACUGACAGUGGGAGAAGAAUGUUGAAGUUUAGGAUUCUGUACCAAGGUAUUUCUAACAACUACAAAGAUAAAUCUUUUAAAUUUUAGCUUUAUGUCCUAUUUUAUCCAGAAAAUGCUGCUUUAUAUGGCAUUAUAAAUUUUAAAUAUUUGGCAUAUAACAAUUUAAAAUGGAAGAUUUUGAUUUUUUUUAUUAAAUAAAAAUUGGCCUGUAGUACUCCAGUUGUAUUGGGUACUUUUAAAACCUACAACCAUGUAUUAUCUGUGUCAGCAACCUGAAGUCUGAGCUCAGUCUUUUAUUUCAUGUCUUGUAUGUCGUGCCCAUAGCCCUUAUUUGAAGCUAAUCCCAGACAUGUCAGUCUUCACAAUCAAUUGCAAUUCUACACAUAAACAAAAUCCAAUGUUUUUCUUAAAGAUAAUUUGUCAUUUAUAUACUGAAAUAUAUGAACAUUAUAUUUCAGUGACUGUAUCUUAAGAAAUUCUUUUUUUUUUUUUUGCAUAUAUGCUCUCUUGGGAUAAAAGGAAAUGUUGUACUUGUGGUGAUACAUGUAGUCUAAAUUUUAGUUGCAAGUAUCCUAAUUACUGACUCUGGGUGUUAGCAUAGUCACCUUCUGCAACAUACUGCAGCUCCUAUAAAGCAGUAGGAUGCAAAUGGGUUCUCAGUUAAGCUGGGAAGCACUGAAGGGCAGUGAGAGGUUAAGUCCAUUAGAUACGUUCUGUAGUGAUGCCUGCUCCAUGUCUUCUCAUUUUGUUUUGUUCUUGUGUAUCAAUCACACUUGCAGGCUCUGGUUUCCUGGUGGAAGUGUAAAGAGCUGCUCCUUAUUAGUUCAGUGCACCAGCUACAUUGAGUCUUCGAAACGCUAGAAACAGCCCUGUAGGCUUGUGUCUCCUUAGGAAAGUCAUUCUACUCAGAACAUUCUCCAACUUUGUGACAUUUUUGUUACUUUUCUAAUUUGUAGUUAUGUUCCUGAAUAAACCUAGACCUUUUAUCUAGUAUCUGGGUAAUAUAGUACAGCUGUAAAAUUCCAAUUAUUCCAUAAGUGGUUUAUUAUUGUAAGUGAAUCACAGUUUUAUGUUUUAGAUGUUUAAUUAAACACUUGUUUGCAUUCAGUUUUGGGACAAAUUUUCAUCUAAAGCUAUCUUUUGUUUUUAUUCAGAGGUCUACAAAUGAUCAGAGUAUGGAACAUUCAUUGAGGAUGUGUCUGUAUAGUACAUUGUUUUAAACUUUGAAUAUGACAUUUAUUCUAAUUGUUCAUUGCUGUAUUCUUUAGCUGACACAGUUCAGAUAGGUUUUAUUUUUUGUCUUAAUCAUGUUUCUAGGAAGAAUGCUCAAAGAAGUCUUGUUUCUGUGGAUUGUCUCCUUUUUUCCUUGGGUUUUAAGAUUCUUGGGAAAUUUUGUUAUGUUUCCUGUUCCAUGGAGGAUAUUUUCAGUGGAAUCAGACAGCCAUUGGCAAUUUGUGUCUGAAUUUUUAAUGCAUGUGCUGUAAGAUUUUACUUGUGUGAUGUCAAUGAAGUGCAAGUUAAAAACAGAGUCAUAGGCAGAACUGUUUGUGCAUGAUCUCCAAGAAGUUCCUCCCCUCACGUGUUGUUUGCUUUCAUACAGGUCCUCAUGCUGACACCGCCAGUGGAUGCCAGAAUUUGCAGUGUGGUUUUCGAGCCUGCUGCCGCUCUGGCGAAUGACCCCUGACUUCUGACCUUUGUCUACUUCAUUUAGCUGAGCAGGCUUCCUUUCAUGCACUUUACUUAUAGCACAUUUCUUGUGUUAACAACCCAUUUUGGGUGUGUCUUGUUUGGCCCCAUUUCUUACAGUCUCAGAAAUUUAAUUUAGCAGUGAACUGUACAAUGUUGUUUACCCUUGCAAAAUAUAUUUUUGUUUUAGAAAAGGUUUAGGAUUUUUUGUUAGGGUGAGAACAGUCUUUCUGGUUUCUUUUCAAUGAAAUGCUUUAAAAAAUAUCACUAAUACCAUGCUAUUUAAAGUUUUUCUAGAUUAUUUGCAUUUUAGUCAAUGGGGGUUAUUGGUUCUCUUAUGUGUAAACACUGUACCAAGUUUUGCAGAUUCUUUCAAAUCCACAUUUCUGAAGUUUUAUUUUCAAAGACUGAACAUUUUAGAAAGGAAUCUCUUUUCCCCUAACGUUUUCUUUAUUUGAACAAUUCUGAGGGGCCAAUUCAAACACACUUAGAAGCGAGAUUCUUUAAGAUUAUAGGAUAAAUUGGUCUCUUGGUGCAGCAGUCUGUUGUUUGCUGUAGACACCAGCUUCCACUGCUGUCCCUAAACUGUUGAAUUCUAGAAGGAUUUUUAAAAAUUCCACAAUUGUUUGAAGAAAUGUAUAAAUAAAAUCUACUUUGAGAACUUUACCAAGCAA